AUGACCUAUCUAUUUAUUAUAAUAAAAAUACUAACCCUUGAAAAAUAUAGAAGCAUUUUUAUUUGUAAGUCAUUAGAUACGUUUUAAUAUCUUGAUUUAAAUUCUAUUUACAUCAGAUAAACAUAAAUAGUGUAAUUAAAUCAUUUAUUAUUGCUAAAUAAAAAAUUUUAGUAAAAAAAAACAAACAGAAAGAGAAAGAAAAUGUCAAAACAAAAUCAAGCAAAAGGAUAAUCUAUUUCUUUAUCUAAGAUCAUAUUACCUAUGAUUGUUGCUGGGGCUAUCUUUGUAUACCUGUAAUAACCUACCCCAAAUCCAGUUAAUCUUAAUGCAACUCAUGAUUUAGUUACAAAAAAAGGAGAACUAUUAGAUUCCACUGGCAAGCUAAUAGAGUUUGGGUAUGCUAAAAAACCAGUAAAAGAAUUAAAUGAAGAAAAUCUUAGACCUUUUUUAGGAUUGAAGGCUCUUAGUAGAUUGCGUUAUAAAGGAUGGGACUUUUUUGCAACAACAAAUGAAGAAGCUUAAGUUCUAAUAAUAUUAGCUAACAUAGGAUAUGCAUCAUCUGUCUAAAUUUAAAUAUUUUUGCAUAAAACGAAAGAAGAAUUAAUCUUUAAAGAAGAUAUAUAUAAUCCUUUAAAAUAAAUAACUCUUCCUCGUACAAGCAACAUAUUUUAGGGAUAGAUUUCUUAUAGCAGUCCUAGGGUUAGUAUAAGCGUUUAAUAUGAGCCUGGAAAAGUUGUGAAUAAAAUCCAUGUAAGAUUUAACUCUACUUAAUUUGAAGGUGAUUUUACUAUGAGCAAAGUUGUUGAUAACGAUGAGAUAGUGAUGAUAACUCCAUUCAGUGAAGAUCACAGAAAUUUCUUUUAUGAUACUAAAACAUAUUGUAUGGAUGUUGAAGGAAAAGUUGAGUUCAAAAAUUCUAAAUUAACCCCUUUGAUAUUUUCUCCUUCUACAACUUAAGGAGGAAGAGAUAUAGGCAGAGGAGUCUGGAAUUAUUUAACUCAGUGGUUUUGGGCACAUGCAAAAGGAUACAUAACUGGUACUGAUGGCAUUAGAAAGACUUUUGGAAUGAAUUUAGGUAAUGGAAUUGAAUUACCUAAUUCUAAUACAUAUGAAGAUAGCAUUUUUAUUGAUGGAAAAAUGCAUAAGCUGCAUCCUGUUAUCACCAACAUUUAUCCAAAAAAAAAAGAUUUUUCAAAGACCUGGACUUUUAUCACAUAAAAGCAGGACGUUCCAGGCAGUUUAAAUGCUUAAUUUAGUCCCAUGUAUAAAAGUUCUAAGCAUGAAAAUAAAUUUGUUAUAGAUAUAAAAUUUGAAUAAAUCUAUGGUGUAUUUUCAGGAUUUUUUAUUGAUAACGAUGGAAAUAAAAUUAAUUUCUCCUAAAUUUAUGGAUUUUGUGAACACCAUAGAGCUAAGUGGUGA
This is a messenger RNA of Tetrahymena thermophila SB210, 1419 nucleotides long. RefSeq lists its product as hypothetical. Lineage: Eukaryota; Ciliophora; Oligohymenophorea; Hymenostomatida; Tetrahymenidae. The record is from RefSeq and is a predicted model, not a curated record. The transcript has a single exon.